GUUAUGCAAUGAUGCGUUUUUACUCUAAACUGAAAAAAAAAAUAAAAAGUACCAAUAAAAGGAAUAAAGCUAAGGUUAGGACCAACCCAUGAUGAUCGUAAUGGUCGUGUAACUCCUAGGAGACAGUUAAGUGCCACGUGCUUUUGAGGCAACAAUCUCAAACGUGACAUGACACGUUGGUCAGAUGACUCCAUGGGAGAUCAAUCGAUUGACGACUUAAUCGUGCUCAGGUCACAACAUAAACAAAGACUAUAAACUCAAGACUAAAUAAAACUUCCUCCUUACAUCUACGGUGGUCGAGAUUACUUUAACCAACAAGAUGUACACACUUUUGUUAGCAAAAGGUUCACAUAGAAUUGUUUUCCCUGUAAAUAACACGAAAUUCACCAAAGAAAUCGAUCAUUGCCAGCUUCGUUCAGUUUCAGUGACAAUUUCCGAUUAGUUUCAAAAAUGUCGGAAAUGAUCAUUAAAAAGUGACUUGGAUACAAAGUAAAGCAGCUCUGCCUGUUAAUCUUUUCUGAGUCAUCAACUGUGACAAUAUUUUCAAUCCAUACAGCUUCAGUUUUAAAUGUUUCAAAGCCGGAAACGUUUCCACACCGGAAGUGUCAGGUAUAGCAUAAUGAGAAUGUGAUCACUGACAGAAAUAAGUCACCUUGUUACUGCUAAAAACUAGUGGAAUUUACAUUGGUUUCUUAUGAGCAAUGAAUUCUGAUUUAAUCAUCCCACGUAGAUUGUAAGUAGUGGUUGGUAUUGUUUAGUGUCAGUAGGUCACACCUAUUCUUGACAGAGAGAUGGCAAUAGCAAAUCUCACUUAUCACAAUGUGUCAUUGGCUAGCCUAUCAUCAAGUGCGUAAAGAAACCCCCUAUCUAGAGAAAUAACAAAUUAUGCAAACAGUGCACCACAGAUAACAGGGACAAUCUCAAACUACUCCAGUGUUUGCGAACUUGUUCAACAAGCGAUUUGUGUGACGUUGAUAUCCAGAUGCUGAAGGCGUUCGACCAUUUCGGCAACUGUUUUAUCCCGAGGUGUGCAAAUGUGAAAUCCAUUAAAGAAUCAUUGUUUUCCGCUUUGGACAUCAGAUGUGCUCGAGAAUCAAAAUAAGCUUUUACAGGCGUUUGAUUGGCUACGUAAGCGGUUCGUUCUGUCAGUCAAACAUCCUGGCCAAUGACAAACUGUUGUGAGUUCUUCACAAGUGCAACAGGUUUUCACUCGAAUUAUAAAACUAAACUGCUCAUUUGAUCGAGAAUAACCUAGUAACGUUUAGUGACGGUGGAAUUGAACAUGGCCAGUAUUUUCGACUAUCUGUCACCAUCUCAUAACGCAAGUUAUUCUGCAUUUACUCAAGUACCAAGAGGUACUGUAAUGACCGCAGAUAUGAGUGAGUGGACGAACGAGAGUACCUAUCCUACAAGUUAUACAUAUCCUGAGGUACCAGCCCAGCAGCCUCCGCACCAUAUUCCAGGAUUGCGUCCAAACCAAAGUGUCAUGGUUGAUCAAUACUCUGGUUCAAGUAGCCUACCAAGUUCGCAAGGGGUCUACAAUCUUACGUCUAAUUACCCUUGCGUAUCAAAUGCUACAAAUCCAAUAUUUGCUGCUAGAGAUUUUCUCCUUCGACGCGAUCAUUGUGCUAUCCCGUUUGGCGUGCCGCAACAACCAGCGCAGUUUCACUCUGAUGUGACCGCAACGUUAGCUAGUGGCGUUACUUACCAACAAAACUACCCUGUCCUACAGCAAGCUGUGACGGCCGUGUCUGCUGCUGUAAUGCCAAGUGUUACUCCUCUUUCUCCUGGUACAAGUACGAUAAGUCAUCCCAACUUGGCCUUGUAUUCUAAUGACUCUAGGACAGAGCAUACCGACCACAUGUCGACGAGUCCAAGCAGCGUUCACAGUCAGACGAAAGUCGAAUCGCCACCGAGAGAUAACUUAAAUGAGAAGAGCUCCAACAGUGACGAUGCUAAAGUUGAUACAACUCCAACGCGACACAGCCCACCUACAGUUCAGUUGUUAGCAAAAAAUCCACAUGGCACACCAAUACAAACAGUCGAUUUGAAGUCAAGCAGCGCCUUUCUCCGCUUCAUGCGUCCUGUCGUCAAACAGGAACAUAUUUGCAAAUGGAUCAAUGAAAAGAAAGGUGAACCUUGUGAUGAAGUAUUUGGAGGUCUGUUGGAGCUUGUUAAGCAUAUCUCCGUCGAGCAUGUCAGCAAUGCUAGCGAGAAUUCCCUUCACGUCUGCUGUUGGUUAAACUGUGACCGCAAUGGAAAACCUUUCAAAGCUAAAUACAAACUCGUGAACCAUGUUCGCGUGCAUACAGGAGAGAAGCCUUUUGAGUGUCCCUUCGCGAACUGUGGCAAACUCUUUGCUCGAUCAGAAAACCUCAAGAUACACAAACGAACCCACACUGGCGAAAAACCCUUUGUUUGUGAGUUUGAAGGUUGUAAGAGGCGGUUUGCUAACUCCAGCGACAGGAAGAAGCAUUCUCAUGUUCAUACUUCAGACAAACCAUAUGUUUGUCGUAUUAAUGGCUGCGAGAAGAGUUAUACGCAUCCAAGCUCUUUAAGGAAGCAUCUAAAAGCACAUAGUAAGACUGUCGAUAAUAAUAAUGAUAAUACAAGUGAAAACGUUCCAUCGAAAGGUUUAGGAACAGUUCAUAAAGCAAGAACAUAUAACUGGAUUAACAACGCUGGUAUCUUUAAGAAUACAACCCAACACACAACUGUUAUAAAGACGGAAUCUCAUUCAUAAUAACUAACUUGAUAGCAAAGGACUUGAACUUUAGUAAUUAUUGGGAAUGAUUAUAAUUUUAUAUCAUAAUUAUAAGCAAUUGCGAAUAUUAGAAAGAAAUGAAGACAUACAUAUUAUUUCAUACAAGAUUAAUAAAAGGAUUUAAGGACAAAUUUAUCACUCAAUGAUACCAGUAUUACCAAUGAUAAAUUGAUUGUUAAAGUUAAAAUACAUAUUAUUUGUAAAAUGUUUUAUAUAUAGAUAUUGAAUAAACUAACUUCUCUGUC
This is a messenger RNA of Exaiptasia diaphana, 3009 nucleotides long. RefSeq names its product transcriptional activator GLI3. Gene Ontology annotation, molecular function: DNA-binding transcription factor activity, RNA polymerase II-specific; RNA polymerase II cis-regulatory region sequence-specific DNA binding. The transcript has a single exon. NCBI's taxonomy places the organism in Eukaryota, Metazoa, Cnidaria, Anthozoa, Actiniaria, Aiptasiidae. Bases 1283 to 2743 code for a protein of 486 amino acids. Gene Ontology annotation, cellular component: nucleus. Gene Ontology annotation, biological process: central nervous system development; regulation of transcription by RNA polymerase II. The record is from RefSeq and is a predicted model, not a curated record.